This is a messenger RNA of Salvia miltiorrhiza (redroot sage), 1041 nucleotides long. Its product is annotated as ras-related protein RABA1f-like. The coding region runs from base 165 to 818 and encodes 217 amino acids. The record is from RefSeq and is a predicted model, not a curated record. The transcript has 2 exons. Gene Ontology annotation, cellular component: endosome. NCBI's taxonomy places the organism in Eukaryota, Viridiplantae, Streptophyta, Magnoliopsida, Lamiales, Lamiaceae. Gene Ontology annotation, molecular function: GTP binding; GTPase activity.
CAACAAUCAAAACAACCAAAACGCAUACAUUCUUCCCGGAUUUACACAACAAAAAAAUUUCACACCUACACUUGUUCAGCUCAUCAACAAAAAAAUUAACAUGUAAUUUGCGGCAAUCCCCACAAAAAUAGUAGAUCCAACGCGACAAUUUUUGGGUUAAACAAAUGGGAUCGUACAGGGCGGACGAGGAUUACGAUUACCUGUUCAAGGUGGUGUUGAUCGGCGAUUCCGGCGUCGGAAAAUCGAAUCUCUUGUCCCGAUUUACGAAGAAUGAGUUCAGCCAGCAGUCCAAAUCUACGAUCGGCGUCGAGUUCGCCACGCGAUCCAUUCAGGUCGAUGAUAAGGUCGUUAAGGCCCAGAUUUGGGAUACCGCCGGCCAAGAGAGGUACCGUGCAAUUACUAGUGCAUACUACAGAGGUGCAGUUGGGGCUCUACUCGUGUAUGAUGUCACGCGCAAUGUGACCUUUGAGAACGUGGACAGAUGGCUGAAGGAGCUCCGGGGGCACACGGACUCAAACAUCGUGGUGAUGCUAGUAGGGAACAAGGCAGAUCUCCGUCACCUACGCGCCAUCUCCACAGAGAAGGCCAAGGCCUUUGCAGAGAAGGAGCACACAUUUUUCAUGGAGACUUCGGCCUUGGAGGCCUUGAACGUCGAGAGUGCCUUCACGGAGGUGCUCACAAAUAUCUACCACGUCGUGAGCAAGAAGGCCCUCGACAUAGGGGAUGACCCCUCGGCUCUGCCAAAGGGCCAAACCAUCAACAUUGGGAACAAGGAUGAUGUAUCUGCUGUCAAGAACAGCGGCUGCUGCUCGGGCUAGUUAUGAUCAAGAGGUAUUGGUUUUGGUAAGGGAAACAGUGAAGCAAUCUUGGGAGAUGUAUAGUAAGUGCAAAACCUUUCAAUUUUUUAGUUGUUUGGUUGUGUGAACAAAAAUGGGAUUAGAUUCUUCAGUUCUUGAUUGCAAAAAUGGAAGAAGAAAAGAUUGAUUAAUUAUCGUUUUCUAGAUCUACAAUGAGAGGAUGUGGUAUUUCUUGAUUGAUUCA